AUGGCCCUGUCGGAGCUGCAGGCGCGGGCGCGGUUCGUGCAGUUGUCGGCGGCGAGCGCGGGGCUGCACUUCGACGAGGACCGGUGGCUGAGCCGGGUGCGGCAGAGCCUGGAGCGGGAGGCCGCCGACGCGCUGGGCGCCGCGGCCAAGGUGUUCGACGUCCCGCGCCUGCUCAGGGCGACGCGGCCCGAGGCGUACCUGCCGCAGCACUUCGCGCUGGGGCCCUACCACUGCGGCCGCCCCGAGCUGAGGGACAUGGAGCGCUACAAGCUCGCCGCUGCCAAGCGCGCCGAGAAGCUCUUCGCCGAGGGGCGAAAGUUCGACCACCUCGUGCAGCAGCUGCUCCGGGACCAGGACAAGAUUCGCGCGCCAUACCACAGGUUCCUGGAGCUGAGCGACCAGACGCUGGCAUGGAUGAUGGCCAUUGACACCUGCUUCCUCCUCGACUUCCUCGAGAGCUACCACCGCGACGAGGUCACUGACAUGGUGUCCUCGGCGACCAACUGGAUCAACGCCACCGUGCGCGACGCCAUGAUGCUGGAGAACCAGAUCCCGCUCUUCCUCUUCUCGCAGGCGCUCGAGCUCCGCCACCCCAAGGCCGAGCAGGCCGCCGCCGACGCGCUGCACGCCGUGCUCGACCGCUUCAUCAAGGAGGUGUCCCCGAUCAAGACCACCGCGGACCUGGUCGUCGCCGACGUCGCCAGGCACGCGCACAUGCUCGAGCUCCUCUACCACUUCCUCGUCCCCGACGCGACGGUCUUCGACGGCGGAGACGGCGACCGGGAGCCGCCGCCGAUGGUGCCCGAGGAGUUCACCAUCGACAUGCUCGACCCGUCGCAGCAGCUGCCGGACUACGACAAGGUGAAGCAGGCGUGCAUGUAG
This is a messenger RNA of Miscanthus lutarioriparius, 882 nucleotides long. The record is from the annotation of a GenBank genome assembly. Lineage: Eukaryota; Viridiplantae; Streptophyta; Magnoliopsida; Poales; Poaceae.